This is a messenger RNA of Sphenostylis stenocarpa, 3039 nucleotides long. Lineage: Eukaryota; Viridiplantae; Streptophyta; Magnoliopsida; Fabales; Fabaceae. The record is from the annotation of a GenBank genome assembly.
AUGUUCCCAAUUUCGCCUGAAUUUCGAUAUUUUCCCGAAUGUCGUUUGGAAUGGGUUGUUCAAUUUUGGGAUGAAACCUUCACUUUGGGUUUAAGAAAUGAACCAAAAUUUUGGGAUGAAAAUUUACUUGGGUUUAAGAAAUGUCCCUCUUGCAGUGGAGAUAUUCAUGCCGACAGCUUGCCUGCAAGAAUGGGGUGGGGAGAUAUUUACAGAAGACGAGUUAGAGUAUUUACAAUGGCCAUAGUAAUAUACCUAGAUUAUAAGGGUAUACAACAACGAGAUAAAUGGACUAGCAAAUCUAAACAAGAUGCAUUGUGGGAGAAGGCUCACGAGCGUAAUGCUAAGCGUGUUCUAAAUUUGAUAAUAGAGAUGGAAGGCCUAUGGGUUAAACUUGGGCAAUACAUGUCAACCCGGGCAGAUGUGCUUCCUGCUGCUUAUAUACGUCUUUUGAAGCAGUUACAAGACUCUCUUCCUCCUCGACCCUUAGAAGAGGUCUAUGGCACCAUACAGAAAGAGUUGGGGAAAUCAAUGGAUGAGUUAUUUGCUGAUUUUGUCAACGAACCUUUGGCGACGGCAUCAAUAGCACAAGUGCAUCGUGCGACUCUGCUCAAUGGACAGGAAGUGGUAGUUAAAGUUCAACAUGAUGGUAUCAAGACAGUUAUACUGGAGGACUUAAAAAAUGCAAAGUCAAUUGUUGACUGGAUUGCAUGGGCUGAGCCACGAUAUAACUUUAACCCUAUGAUUGAUGAAUGGUGCAAAGAAGCUCCUAAGGAACUUGACUUCAAUCAUGAAGCUGGGGGUGAUGGUGGUGAAAACACUAGAACGGUGGCUAAAAAUCUUGGUUGCAGAAACCGAUAUGAUGGAAAUAUGAGUGGCAAUAGAGUGGAUGUUUUGAUACCAGAUGUAAUUCAGUCUACAGAAAAAGUCCUUGUUUUGGAGUACAUGGAUGGCAUUCGGUUGAAUGAUUUAGAAUCACUAGAAGCUUUUGGAGUAAAUAAACAAAAGCUUGUUGAGGAGAUUACUCGUGCCUAUGCCCACCAAAUAUAUGUUGAUGGGUUUUUCAAUGGUGAUCCACAUCCAGGAAAUUUUCUUGUGAGCAAGGAAUCUCCUCAUCGUCCCAUUUUACUUGACUUUGGGCUUACAAAGAAACUAUCAAGCACCAUAAAGCAAGCACUUGCGAAGAUGUUUUUGGCAUCUGCUGAGGGCGACCAUGUGGCCCUUCUAUCUGCAUUUGCAGAAAUGGGGCUUAAGUUGCGACUGGACAUACCAGAGCAGGCAAUGGAAGUAACUACUGUAUUCUUUCGUGCCACAACACCGGCAAAUGAAUACCAUAAAACAAUGAAAUCCCUAUCCGACCAAAGGGAUAGAAAUAUGAAGGUUAUACAGCAGAAAAUGAACCUUGACAAAAAGGAAAUGAAACGCUUUAAUCCUGUUGAUGCAUUUCCUGGUGAUAUUGUAAUAUUUGGAAGAGUUCUUAAUCUUCUAAGAGGUCUGCUGUUUUCCACUAUGAUACCAUUGUAUAUUAGUCGAGGACCAUCAGUAAAUGACAGAUGGAUUUUUGAUUCACCAGUUCAUUCUGAUGUAGAAUCCAAACUGAGGCAGCUUUUAAUUGAGAUGGGAAAUAAAGAUAAAAUACUUGGAAUCCAGGUAUGUGCCUACAAAGAUGGAGAGGUCAUUAUUGACACCGCUGCAGGAGUGCUUGGUAAAUAUGAUCCACGUCCGGUUAAGCCUGAUAGUCUUUUUCCCGUGUUCUCUGUUACAAAGGGUAUCACAGCAGGAAUGAUACAUUGGAUGGUUGACAAAGGACAACUAAAGCUAGAAGAGAAUGUAGCAAAUAUAUGGCCAGCAUUUGGAUCAAAUGGGAAGGAUGUCAUUAAGGUUCAUCAUGUGCUGAACCAUACAUCUGGUUUGCACAAUGCAAUGGGAGACAUAGCUCAAGAAAACCCUCUUCUAAUGUUUGAUUGGGAUGGAUGUUUAAAUUGCAUUAGUCAGUCAGUACCUGAGACUGAACCAGGCAAGGAGCAGUUUUAUCAUUAUUUAUCAUUUGGCUGGUUGUGUGGUGGAAUCAUUGAGAAUGCAUCUGGCAAGAAAUUUCAGGAGAUUCUUGAAGAAGCAAUAGUUCGUCCCCUCCAUAUUGAAGGGGAGCUAUAUGUAGGGAUUCCGCCAGGUGUGGAAUCACGUCUUGCAGCUUUGACUGUAGAUACAGCUGAUUUAAGCAACCUCUCAGCACUCAGUAAUCGUUCUGACCUUCCCUCUACCUUCCAACCACAGCAAAUUGCUCAAAUGGCAACCACUUUACCAGUUGUUUUCAAUACUCUGAAUGUUCGCCGUGCGAUCAUACCAGCAGCCAAUGGACAUUUAUCUGCCCGGGCACUUGCACGUUAUUAUGCAGCCCUAGCUGAUGGUGGCAAGAUACCACCACCUCAUUCUUCUGCUUCUAAGCCAGUACUUGGAAGCCAUCCUCAUAUCCCCAAAUUAUCUUCUUCCGGGAAAGCCCCCAAAAAGCGAAAAUGCAUUGGACGGAAGAAAUCAGGUAGUACUACAGCAAAUUAUGAAAAGGUUUCUAGUUUUGAUGAUUUGGAGGCUGAUGAGCGCAGCAAUGCUAACAGAGAAAGUAACAGUAGUGAUGAUACAAGUAGUGGCGGAAUCGAUAAGAAUCUGAGAACCCAUGCUUCUGAUAAUGUCUACAGGAAUCCUAGGAUUAUAGAUGAAUUCUUGGGUACAGGAGACUACAAGAAUUUAGCUUUGCCAAAUGGAGGUUUUGGCUUAGGAUUUAAGAGGUUUACUUCUAAGGAUGGAUCAUCAAUUGCCUUUGGUCACUCGGGAAUGGGUGGGUCCACAGGGUUUUGUGAUGUCACCAAUAAGUUCUCUAUUGCUGUGACACUGAACAAAAUGUCCUUUGGAGGUGUCAGCGCAAAAAUUGUCCAUCUUGUAUGUUCAGAGUUAAAUAUUCCUGUUCCGGAUGAUUUCCUGAGAUUUGCGGUAGAGCAUAGGGGAGAGGAUGGCCAAUCACAUAUGGGGAGGCCCAUCAUUAAUUAA